Messenger RNA from Fundulus heteroclitus (mummichog), 3819 nucleotides. Its product is annotated as dematin. Gene Ontology annotation, molecular function: actin filament binding. Gene Ontology annotation, biological process: cytoskeleton organization; actin filament bundle assembly; lamellipodium assembly. NCBI's taxonomy places the organism in Eukaryota, Metazoa, Chordata, Actinopteri, Cyprinodontiformes, Fundulidae. Bases 885 to 2183 code for a protein of 432 amino acids. The record is from RefSeq and is a predicted model, not a curated record. The transcript is spliced from 17 exons. Gene Ontology annotation, cellular component: plasma membrane; actin cytoskeleton.
UUAUUUAUAUUUUUUUAAAUCUGACCUGCUCCCCAUUGAAACCUGACAUCCAACAGUCCCUGAAUGCAUCACCAGAUAGACCAGAACUUUGGGCCCGGAGGUUCUCAGGAUCUCGGUUUGCCUGCAGGAAGUCAGUGACCGGCACUAACGACCGCCUCGGUGACACCGGCGGCUAAUUUACGACCGUUGGUCCAGACACAAAGAGACGGAGACAAACAGGCAGAGAAACCAGCCAGCCACUGAACUUUACAUCUGAUUAACGUUCUGGCAGCUCAACCCGCCUGAAGGAUCACUGAGUCCUGAACCCAGAUAGGGAGCAGAACUGAAACUUUAAUCCUGGAAUGUGAAUUUAGCUCAAUCUGCAUCUGUUUUUAUACAUUUGAGUUAUUUUCUGCUCCAUGAAAGAAGAAACACCCGGCGGCUCCACUGAUUUAAAAUGUUUCAUGCAAACAUCAAGAAAGAACCGAAGCGCCACUCAGACUCAGCAGGGUGGGUUUGAUUUAAGCCCCAGGGCGGCGCAGCGGGGCGGGGCUCACCUGCCGCUGCUGUGACCCCGGCAGCGUGUCGGCGUCCGGGCGGUCCGGUGGUGGGAGGUCUGUGUCAGAGCAGCAUCUCUUUUCAUUGUGUCGCCCACAUUCCUGCCAGCUGAUUGGCCGGCGGGAUGUGGUAGCCUAGCAACGGGCAGAUAUCUCCCAGCAUUCCUCUGAGUUGUGCGGCGUCCCUGAGGACCUGGAGGCAGAUCAGCAGCAUCCCACUCAGCCUGCAGCGAGGGAAGGAGACGGGGAGGAAGUUCUGUGGUGCUGAUCGGGCAGAAGAGCCCAGAAAACAGACUCAUGCAGAGAUGAUCCGCCUUUUCUCUGUGAGGAACUGACCAAUCACCAGGCAUGAUGAUGCCAAAGCAGCCGGCUCAGACGUCUCCUGGGAGCGUCUUGUCGCUUAGAGGCCCCAGCGUUCCUGGAUCUCCUGCCGCUGCCAUCGUGGCCAGGGUGGAGGACGGCGUCAUCGGCUACAAGGAUCUGGCUGCGCUGCCCAGGGACAAAGCCAUCCUGGACAUUGAGAGACCCGACCUGAUGAUCUACCAGCCGCACUACAGCUACAGCCCACUGGAGAGGUCUCUGUCUCCUCGCUCCAUCUCUCCUCCUCUCUCCCCAGAGAACCUGUCCAAGGAGUCCAGGGACUGGCUGGAGAACCGGUCCCCUGGAGCUUCUUCCCCUUGUUCCACCAUCCAGAGCAGCAGGACCCACAGCUCACACACGCCGUCGAACACGCCGAGCACGCCCAGCGCACACCCCGUGGCCGCCAAGACCGCCAUGCAGCACUUCCACCGGCCCGAAAACGGCGCCAAUAUCUAUAAGAAGCCUCCCAUCUACAAACAGGACGUGCCGUCCUCGGCGCUCCCUCAGGGGAAACACAUCGAGGAUCUGAUCAUCGAGUCCUCAAAGUUCCCGGCAGCUCAGCCUCCGGACCCAAACCAGCCCUCCAAGAUCGAGACCGACUCCUGGCCCUGCCCCCCCUCCCUGGCUGUCAUCGAGAAGGAGUGUAAGAAGAAGGAGCAGACGGAGGAGGAGGAGGAGGAGGAUGACGAGCUGUGGGGACUGCGGGCGCUGCAGAAACAGGAGCUGAAUAAAAUCCAGUCCAACCUGGGGAGGAUCAUCCUGAAGGAGGAGCUGGGCAAGACUGCAGGACCGCUGAGGAGGAAGACCCGCUCUCUGCCGGACCGGAACCAGAACCCUGGGUCCAACGCCUCCAAGUCGGUGUAUUUCCCAGCAUCCUCCAGGAGCGGCCUGUCCAGGCUGCAGUCUGCAGAGUUCAGCUCCUCAGAGAAAAACCCAACAGACAUUGAGGUGACGAGUAUUUGUGUCCCUCUGUCCCUCUGCAGGGCUCCAGAACGGAGACUCCAGGAUGGACCGGGGCAACUCCCUGCCCAGCAUGCUGGAGCACAAGGUGUAUCCGUACGAGACGCUGGUGGUGACGCACAGAGGACGCAGCAAGCUGCCCCCCGGGGUGGACCGGACCCGACUGGAGAGACAUCUCUCCCAGGAGGAGUUCUUCAGCGUCUUCGGGAUGCCCAUCGAGGACUUCGACCGCCUCUCCCUCUGGAAGAGGACCGAGAUGAAGAAGAAGGUCUGCCUCUUCUGACCCAGAACCGCCCGCUCUUCCCGGGUCGGCCAAACGGACUGUGAGCGUGAUCUGCAGGCGGCGCCGUGGACUCUUUGGUGUGUGGCUGUCGUCUCCGGCGCCUGCGGGUUUGCAGGGAGGCGUGAAGCGGGUUUAGAGUUCUGCUGCACACAUGGCCGUCACCGGUUCUGGGUUCUGGAGCUGCAGACCACCGGCUUCACUAAACUAGCUGCCGAGCACAAAGAGAAAAGACUCUACCAGGCAGGAAGCUGCAGGGUUCUGGUCCGCUGGUUGUGUAGCGGUAUGGACCGCUCUGCAGUCCCCCUGAAAUCCUCCACAGACGGCAGAGAAACACUCAACAUUCCCGCUGACCCUGAGUCAGUUUUCAGCAGAUAAAUGUGGGGGCCCUCUGAAAGGGGCCGUCCCAUUGGCUUAGCCAGCUAUGAUGUCACAAUGACGCCGUUUCGUUCCCAGCACUGAAGAACAGACACGAGGAGACGGUUUGACCGCGGUCACUCGGGCUGAAGCUGGAACCCAGCACGAGCCGGCCGGACCCGGGGUCCCUCAGGUCGGAUCAGAACCGGAUCAGAACCAGAGAAGAACCCUUCAUGCAGGCAUCUUCUCUGGACAGCCGCCUCCGAAACUUACAUGAUUGAUGAAACCGGACUGAGCGGUUCUGGUCCAGAUCAGGUGGAUCCAGGUCUAUGCAGAAUGCAGCAGACCGGGUCAGCUUCAGUCCGAGCUGCCAUCAAACCUUCAGCUCCUCGUUUUUCUGUCUCCUCAGCAGAAACCACUGCCACCCCCCCGCCCCACACACACACACACACACACACACAGACACAUAUCCUGGUUUUAAUGCAAAGUGAGGACCUUUCCAUUUUCAACCCUUUCUAUGACCAAACCCUGAACCAGAACCUGAACCCCAGCCCGGAAAAGCUCCUCACUUUGCAUCAACUUUACCAGUAAAAUGAGCAAAACCAGUUCCCACUGAGCAGCAGCUACCAGAACACCCCCCCCCCCCCCCCCCCCCAGAGGCGUCUGCAGCGGUCAGACAUCCAUCAGCAGGACGUUCAGUUCAGCUCCUGCUGCUUCGUGACCAAAUGAUGUGCAGCUAGUUUUUAACCUCCUUCGACCAAGUGGCAUGUUUGUUAUCAAUUCCUCUAAAAACGUCAGGAUGAGUCGGAAACAACCAGGAAGAUGGGAAGAAAAAGGACUUCUCUGGGAUUUUGGGACAGGAAGUUUCACUUUAACUGGGAUUGAAUCACUUCUGUGAACCAACAUCAGCACUCAGAGUCCAAGUCAUUCGUUUCCACAAAGCCGCGGCGUUAUUCCUCAGCAGCAGCCGGAUUAACAAGCCGCCUCUGGAUCCGAGUCUGCUUCCGAGUCUGGAUCCGAGUCUGGAUCCGAGUCGGGACUGAACCGGAUUUAAAGGGGACUCGUCACCGAUUUCAUCCAGCAACGAGUCAAAGUCAGGCUGACAGCAGGCUGGACAGAAAGCAGAGGCAGAAAUAAAGCUAAAGCUAGAAAAAUGCGAUGUCAGAACGCUGCAAGGCAGGAGCUGCUGUCUCUAUUUCAUGUUUAUUUCUACCAAAUGAUCCAUUUAGGUCUAACAAUCAAUGUGUUGAGUCCAGUUUAUCUAAAUCAGCCAAUAGCUGCAGAGGAAAAAGCAAACAGGAAACAGCAUCAACAAAAGUUCAAAAA